Messenger RNA from Symbiodinium natans, 2880 nucleotides. NCBI's taxonomy places the organism in Eukaryota, Dinophyceae, Suessiales, Symbiodiniaceae. The record is from the annotation of a GenBank genome assembly.
AUGAAAGUCAAGCCCGGCAUAGUUUGCUUUGCCGCCGUGGGCAAGGCCCUCGGCGGGCCCAGAUGGAGACAAGCGCUAGUGCUGCGAAGGAUCGAUGCUCAGGUAGCACUGCUCGUUGUGAGACUCGACUCGGAAGCAGCUCACAGCGAUGCGGUGUUCAAGAUCAGUGGGAAAUCCUAUACCAUUGUGGAAGGCGAGUCAUCCACGCUAAAGGCGCGCUGCAGUCACGCCUUCUUGGCGCUCGAAGUGGAAGCAGCAGACGUUCUAGCAGAGGGCGAAAAGUUCAUGGCCGAGAACCAGGAGCUUGUUUUCACCACUGCAUCAGAGGAUGUGGCCACGCCAGGGAAGCCGGCUGCAAUGGUAGACAAGGGCAGCAGCGAGUCCGAGAGGUCUUCGGACGAGAGUGCCAUGGGUCCCGACGAGUUGCUUGCUCAGAUCACGAAGAUCCAAAAGCAAUGGCAAGGCAAGGGUAUGUCAGAAGACGAGAAGCCAGACAAGUCAAAGAGAGCGAGCGCCGCAGGACGGGCGUCUCGCUAUGCCCUCCUAGCUCGCAGGGAGACGGACCGAGAGAUGAAGACGUCCAAAGGACACAGGGAGCGUUUGGGCAGAGCCGCGUCCAGCAGCGAGGCCGACCCUCUUCAGGCCCUCGGAGCGCUAGAGCUUCUCAAAAGGCUCGGUGCCACAAGCAAGCGUCGCAGCAAGGAAAGCAGUUCUUCAGCAUCUGCGGACGGGACGUCAGACAGCAGCUCGAGCGACAGGCGCAAGGGCAAACGCUCGACUGGCGUGGCAAGGGCUAUGGGGGACUACAGGCGCUUGAAGAAGGACAUGAGGAGGCAUCCCAUGAGACACGUCCGGCGAUAUGUAAAGCAGGUGGAAGAGGAUCUCGGCGUCAGUGCCGAGCUGCCCUACCGCUUGACGGACCAUGGAAAGAAGAUCCCAUGGGGCAAGCAAAAGGGGUUGCAGAGAGUUUACUAUCUGCUCGGAGCCAUUUUGGAGCAGCAGCUGAAAGGCAAUGUAGAGCAGGCGGCGCUGCUGACAACUCAGUCGCUACGUGCCGUCCACCAGACCGUCUUAGACGGUGGAAACUGGAGCGUGGCCUGGAUGCUGACAGGACUUCAGGAUCCUUUCGUGAAGCGAAAGUUUGGGGGCGAGGAGGAGUCCUUGGAGACAAUCGCGGCCUACAUGCGUGCAAGCCAAGAGCUGGAGCGCCGUGCCAGGGCGUGGAGCCUUCACCCAGACAGCAGUGUCCCGCCAGAGAACGAAGAGCCCGAGCCGAAAGGACCAGUGAAGGGGCGAGGGCGUGGCGGGAAACAGCAAGAAACCCAGAAGAGCGCGAGUGCAUUUUUCCGUCCCUUUUACGCCUUAGAAGUUGGGGCAGCCUUUCUAAGAAGUCUAGAUGGCGACAACGCCAGCGGGGGCGAGGCGGGUUGCCCCGCAAAACUCCAAGAUGCAGAAGCCUGGUGCCAGCGCGCCCUGUCCAACAAAUGGUUUGUGGACCCUGAACGCAUGUCGUUGCCAGAGCGUGCUGGCAUACUCGACCCUGCCGACUACCUUAAGGGGCCUGAGUGGGAGCAGUUUACUCAUAUGGACCAGCGCGUGCCAAUUGAGAUCGUGCCCACUGCACGUGUGAGACCUUGCCACAGGGUUCGUAAGAAGGAGGUUGUGCCCGUGUAUAGCAAACUGCUCCAGUCAGGUGUUGCAGUGCUCCUUCCAGAGGAGGCAGCCUUGCAUGAUGCUUCUGGGCGCCUGAUCUCAGGGGGAUUGUUUGCAGUCGCGCACAAGCAGCACAGCGACAGAGUCAUCAACGACCGCAGGCCCUUCAACCAAGGAGAGCGAAGGCUCGUUUGGGCGCGACUGCCCCAUGGUACUCUCCUGACUCAGCUCGUGCUGGGUAAGGAGUUUUCGGUCCGAGCCUCUGGGGAUGACCUUAAGAACUACUUUUACCUGUUAAAGCACAUUCCCGAGUGGUUACCCCGCAAUGUAGUUGGUCAUCCCGUCAGCGGUGCUGACUUCGCCAGAUUUGGCGCGGAUCCGGCCCGGCGCUAUGUCUUAGCCUUCAAGGUUGUGUGCAUGGGUGACUUAAAUGGGGUUGACAUCUGUCAACAGACCCAUGUGGAGCUUUUACGAGACUGUGGAGUCAUGCGCCCUGAGCAUGUGCUAGAAUACCAGUCGCCUUUGCCCGUUGAGCCCACGCUAGAGGGUCUGUACAUAGAUGACCAUAUAGUCGUACAAGUCACCCCGAAGAAAAGGCAUAGACGUAAAGACCCUGAUCCCAAAUGGCAUCUCGAUGAGCAGAUCGUUAAGCAGAGCCGUCAGCAAUACGAGCGUCUAGGCAUUCCUGUGUCCACCGACAAAAGGUUUACCAAGCAGUCGCAGUUUGUUGCGUGGGGAACAGAAGUCACCAGUAGGGCCAGUAAGAGGUGCUUGCAGCAGGUUGUAGGCCUCUUCGUUCACCCCUUCACCCAUAGAACUGCUGGCGCUUGUCUGGUCCUGCCCCUAGCUUUCACCAACAUCCGUUGGCCCGUCAGCCAGCGCAUUUCAUCCACGGAUGCGAGCCUCACAGGAGCUGGCCGCUGCGCGGCCUGCACCGCCACGAGCUUCAGCAAACUCUUGCACAGAGCCGCAGAGCACAAAGGGGAGCGUGUCCGCUUAGAUUGGGCCGAAGUAGGUGCAGCCCCCUUAACGGACAUGAAACUUCCCAACCAGCAUGUUGAGCGGUUCGCUUCACUGCAUCAGUGGCAUGUCACGGAAUCCAAGCCGUUCAAGACGAAGCACCAUAUCAACCUCCUAGAGCUUGAGGUUUUCCAUCGUGAGUACUCUGAUCUGGUGUCCAAAGUUCAGGGCGGGAGCAGUGGCAAAAGGGAGAUCCUCAAGUCGUAA